Messenger RNA from Eimeria tenella, 649 nucleotides. RefSeq lists its product as uncharacterized. The annotation marks the transcript as partial. Lineage: Eukaryota; Apicomplexa; Conoidasida; Eucoccidiorida; Eimeriidae. The record is from RefSeq and is a predicted model, not a curated record. The transcript is spliced from 2 exons.
AUGCUGCAGCAAGAUAUCCUGCUGCUGCAGCAGCAAACUCUCCUGUUGGUGCUGCAGAAAGAUAUCCUGCUGCUGCAGCACGAGUUGCUGCUGCAGGAGCUCUUUAUGGGACCCCGCCGGCAGCAGCAGCAGCAGCUGCAGCAGCAGGACCAUUUUUUCACCUGUGGACGGUCUACAGAGAGAGCGACAGCAGCGGGCUUGCUGCCAGCUGCAGCAGGAGCAGCAGCAGCAGUAGCAGCUCGCGCUGCAGGCCUGCGAACAAGCUCACGAAGAACGCUAGCUGCAGCAGCAGCGGCGGAAACAGCAGCAGCAUAUGCAACAACAGCAGUAGCAGCAGCAGCAACAACAGCAGCAGCAGCAGCAUUCCCAACAGAAGCAGUUUCAGCUCCAGCUGCUGCAUCGCUGGGGCAUCCAAUACCGGCACCCGCAGCACUGCUGCCGUCACCAGCCCCAUCAGGAGCAGCAGCAGCAGAAGCAGCAGCAGCAGCAGCGGCAGCGACAGCAGCAGCAGCAGCCCCAGCAUGCGCAGCGGCAGCAGCAAUGCGCCGUUUGCCCUCUGGGGCUUACAGUGUCCCCUCUGACCCUCCCGAGCCCUUUUCUGCUGUAGUGUCUCCUGUAGCAUCUGCUGCUGCUGCUGCUGCUGCUGCUG